AUGUUUAAGAAUCAACUGCAGGAACUUGCACAAAGAAGCUGUUUCAAUCUUCCUUCUUAUGCCUGCAUCAGGAAGAGAGAAGGCCCUGAUCACGCUCCAAGAUUCAAAGCUUCAGUAAAUUUUAAUGGUGAGAUCUUUGAAAGUCCAAGCUACUGUACCACAUUAAGACAGGCUGAGCAUGCAGCUGCUGAAGUUGCUCUCAAUGUACUCUCUACAAGAGGUCCUUCAAGGUCUCUAACUGCAGAAUUCUUGUAGGAUGAGACUGGAAUUUAUAAGAAUCUCUUCAAGAAAACUGCUCACAGGGCUGGAUUGAACCUCCCUGUAUAUACCACCGUGAGAUCAGGCCCCGGUCAUGUCCCCAUUUUUACUUGCACUGUGGAGCUUGCUGGUAUGAAUUUUACAGGUGAAACCAAGACAAAGAAGCAGGCUGAGAAGAAUGCUGCAAUUGCAGCUUGGUCUGCCUUGAAAAGAAGUAUAUCUGUUACCCCUUUUUUUUUUUUGAUUCGUGAAGAACAGGAUCAAGCUAUUGUGGCAAGGGUUCUGUCAAGUUUUAGAACUAAAUAUGAAAACAGAAAUGCUAGGAGGAGGGAUCAAAACCAAGCGAGAAGGAGAAUGUUUAGGGGUCCUAGAGAGAAUGUCGCCUUCUCCACUAGUUCUUUACUGCAUCAACCGUGGAGGCUCCUGGACUGUUAA
Pistacia vera is the source of this 693-nucleotide messenger RNA. RefSeq names its product double-stranded RNA-binding protein 3-like. The record is from RefSeq and is a predicted model, not a curated record. The transcript has 4 exons. Gene Ontology annotation, molecular function: double-stranded RNA binding. NCBI's taxonomy places the organism in Eukaryota, Viridiplantae, Streptophyta, Magnoliopsida, Sapindales, Anacardiaceae.